Messenger RNA from Phragmites australis (common reed), 452 nucleotides. RefSeq names its product defensin Ec-AMP-D1-like. The transcript is spliced from 2 exons. The record is from RefSeq and is a predicted model, not a curated record. Lineage: Eukaryota; Viridiplantae; Streptophyta; Magnoliopsida; Poales; Poaceae. Bases 42 to 275 code for a protein of 77 amino acids. Gene Ontology annotation, biological process: defense response.
CAGAGAAGUGCGUACAGUAAAAAAUAAAUAAAGGGAAACUAAUGGAGUCCUCACGCAAGUUCUUUCCGGCUGUCGUCAUCCUACUGCUGCUCGUUGUCAUGGCCACUGAGGUGGCGCCAGCGCUGGCAAGGAACUGCGAGGCGAAGAGCACAAAGUUCCAAGGGACAUGCCUGACGGACAAUGAAAACUGCGCCAGCAUGUGCCGGACUGAGGGUUUCGCCAGCGGUGACUGCAGCCCCUUCCGGCGCCGCUGCAUCUGCACGAAGCCAUGCUAGGCGGUCGGAUUAUGUGAAAGGCAGCCUUCAGUGCUGCUGGUCCACGGAUGGUACCUGGAAUAAAACUCCAGCUUGAAGACAGGAGCUUUAAUUAUAUCAGUUAUAAACAUGCACGUAGUAUUUGCUUCCAGUAAUAUAACGCAGUAAGUGCUAUGAGAUGGACCAUGCAUGCCAUGA